This is a messenger RNA of Mercenaria mercenaria, 8615 nucleotides long. Its product is annotated as mucin-19-like. Gene Ontology annotation, molecular function: muscle alpha-actinin binding; actin binding. The transcript has 13 exons. The coding region runs from base 3002 to 7750 and encodes 1582 amino acids. Gene Ontology annotation, biological process: heart development; actin cytoskeleton organization; muscle structure development. Lineage: Eukaryota; Metazoa; Mollusca; Bivalvia; Venerida; Veneridae. The record is from RefSeq and is a predicted model, not a curated record. Gene Ontology annotation, cellular component: filamentous actin; stress fiber; Z disc.
AUCAAUAUUAUAUAAACUUUUUUCUACAUGCUAUGAUUAUAUGUAGUACUGAAAAAUGUAACUAUUUGUUGGUUAAUAAGAUAGUCAUAUGCAUUUAGUGUCCAGACAAGGAUAGCUCCGUCUUUUUAAAGAUAAAAUGUGAUUAUAAAAUACAACUGAUAAAAGUGGACGAAUUCGUUGUUGGUAUGUCAGUCAAAUAUUUUGAUACCAAGUGCAUGUAUAGACAUGUAUAGUAUGCGGUGUCCCUUUGAUCUAAGUGCGCUUUCCAGUAAAUUCGAGCGUAUCCGUCGUUUUCGGUACAUUUAAAAGUACAAAUUUACGGAAAAUGAGAGUAAUAAAUAUAUACAUGAAUAACCAGUAUUAUACAGUAUAUUCUCAAACAAAGAUGACAACAAGUCAUUUGUUUACUUUUUACAUUGUAAUCUUAUGAUACAGGCGUGCACUGUGUGAAAAAUAACUGAACGGAAUAUAAACGUCAGGAGGCGUUUACAAAUACAGACUUUGUGUUUCAGUACGAGUUUAAAUUUAGAAACAACUGUUUAAUUUCAAAAAAUGGAUCCCAACAAACCCAAGAACAAGCUUAUGCACGAUUACCUAGAUUUGCACAUGGGGCUAUUUUGUAUCAUAUUCGUUUCGUUUACUCGUAAUAUUAGUGCACUAGUUUGGAGCAGAUACUCUGUUUAGUAUUGUAUUACCAGCUUUGUAGUUCGGAGCUUCUGUGUCUUCUGUGUAAAAAAAAUGAUAUGAGCCGUGCCAUGGUAAAACCAACAUAGUGGGUUUGCGACCAUCCGCGCAGUCUGGUCAGGAUCCAUGCUGUUCGCUAAUGGUUUCUCUAAUUACAGUAGGCUUUAAAAGCGAACAGCAUGGAUCCUGACCAGACUGCGUGGAUGCGCAGGCUGGUCUGGAUCCUUGCUGGUCGCAAAGCCACUAUGUUGGUUUUCCCAUGGCACGGCUCAUAUACUUUUCAUUUAUAUUUGGUGAAUACUGUCUCGUCUCAUCUGAAUGAUUCACAACGUCUAAAACGCUAGAAACACUGUGAAUUUUAACUGGAAUGAUGUCUGCUAAUGUGCCGCUAUAUAUAUUUUCUAACGUUUUAAAAACGAUUAUCUUGAGAAAAACAGAAUAAUCAACAUUAAUAUUUAAUCUAUAUUGUAAUUUCAAACAUAGCAGAUUAUAUCUAAAUGAUCUUUGGAGAUUGUAACCUAUUUUGUAACAACUCACAAAUCUAUAAACAAAAAUGGUUAUCAGAAUCUCGAAAUUUUAUACGAAUGAAUUUAUUUUGGUAAUACAUACGCUAGAUAUAUAAAUAAUGUACAAAAUUAGUCAUACUUUUGUAUAGAUAUGUGUUAUGAUCGUAUACAUGUAUUUAACACAUGACCAUAUUUACUGAAACAGUAGCCCAGUGUCAAAGUUGACAGUCCACGGUACGAAAAUGACACAUUUAUUGACGUAAUAAAAUUCUUAUCAUCAGUUACUGUUACUGUUCCAUUUAAUGUACUGUUUACAAUUACAAAAUGCUUCAUUAAUUAGUAAUUUUUGCCACCAUUUUUAUCAGGUCGUAACUGAUUUAUAUUGGUGAGAUAAAAAGUGUGUACAUGUGAAUUUAGCUAAAGAAAUAUUUUAUCUGAUUAAUGGUCAUUAAGUAAAGACAUAUGCAACGUGUUUAAAGGCGUGAAGUGUAAAUCAGUAUUUUGUUUUAAUGGGUUUUUAGCUUUGUACGAGUUCUGUCGCGGAAAUAUUGCGCGACUUUAGGAGCGCAAUAUUCUUCAUCUAAAGAACGAGUGUAUAUUUCCCGAUGCAAAGAUAAUAACCUCUUUAUUACAUACGUACCUACGCGUAUAAAUGUAAUAUAAAUAUUAUGAAUUUGUUCAAUAGCCUGAAUAAGACAGACAAUGAAGAACUAAGUAAAAGAAUAAUUGCAACGACACGCAAUAAAUUACGUCACGCUUCAGGCGUCAGUGUAUGGAAAAAUAUUGACGUUUCCGGUACCAUUGUAACUUAAUGGGGAAUAGAAACGAGUAUAUAAUAAGAUAAAGUAUUUAGUAAACAUAUAUGCAACUUACGUUAAACGCGUGCAUAAUAAAUGAUAAUUUUGUUUUAUUGGUUAAUUAAAUUUAAGGAAACAUAUAUGCAAAUUAUGUAAAAUGCAGGCAUAGUAAAGUAGCAUUUUAUUUCAUUGAUAAAGUAUUUAGAAAACAUAUAUGGCACAAAUUUUAAAAACAAACGUACAUAUUUAAGUAGUUUCUAGGAAGUGCUUUCAUCGAUAAGUGAGAACUGUUGCAGACGAAAAUAAAUUUAUCUAAACAUUAUUUGAUGGACGAUUCACACUAGGCAAACCUGAUAACGAUAUUCUCAACAAACAUUGAAAGUUAAAUGUCUUUGAAGCCAAUGGACAUUGUUAUGACAAUAUUUUAUUGACUUUGAGGCCCACAGUUUUUCCUCAAGAUUUACAUAAUUAUUUGCUUAGCCUACUGGCAGAUGUUUCCCUGCUUUUCAUCUAAACGCAGCAAGAGCUUUUUAAAAUUUAUGUUUUGCAGAAAAAGCUUUGUUUAUUUCUCUUGAUUUUCAGUGGCAGCGGUAUGACAUUAAUUUUCUUUAUAUAGAAAAGUUUAAAUUUAACAUUAAUUUUGUAUCCAAGAACUGUAAUUAGAAUGUCAUGAACAUAAUUGGUUCAUGCUUUGACCAUUGUUUGCAAUAACAUUGAUAUGGUCAAAUAUUGUGGAUCUUUUGUCUAUCAAGCUUAGUACAACAACUAACUGUGCUGUAUGUAUAAUGUACUAUGACAAAAUGUGAUAUGUGUAUCGUGUACCAUAAAUUACAGUGCUCUAUGUAUAAUGUACUAUUUCUAAAUGUGCUAUAUCUAUAAUGUACCACAACUUACUGUGCUUUUUGUAUACGUUCACUUUUAGGUAUACCAAGACUAUUAGGUUUUAUUAUUCCUGGAGAAAAUGGUGCUCGUCCACGACUUCAACUGAUUCCAGCAGAUUGACGUUGGCAUAAAAUGCGAGCAACUUUGUUGUACAGUCCUGACAUGCGUCACGAUACAAAUAAGAUACAUUGGACCUCAUUUUUGUUUGAAGGUUUACCGUCGGCAGCAAGAAGUUCAUUACGGUCAGUUCCAUUUAAUCCCCGGUCUGUGGUCGAUGCUGUCAGACGAGUGAGUCCAGGCGGCUCAGAAACUGCAGCCGGGUCUACAAGUAACGGGGAAGGAAGAAGACGGGCAAAUGUGAUGCUUGUUCGACCUCCAUCAAGGACUUCAAGCAGUGCGGCCGGUUUAACACCAGACGUUUUACGGCAGAUACGUCAGGCCAUACGGAACCGCGGCUCCACAAGAGGUUCGGCAAGAGGUUCUUCUAGAGGUGCUUCAUCAACGACUCCUAGAGGUAGAUCUAUUUCAAGCAGCUCGUCCUCCUCUUCCUCAUCCUCAUCAUCAGCAUCAUCUUCGUCAUCACAGUCGAGAAAUGUUACUUCUAGGACUACAAGGCCACGGACACGAGAAGAAUUGAUUGCUACGAUACGUAGACGAAUUAACGCUGCAAGAGGCCGAGCAAGUUUAGCUGGAGGACCGUCACGUGUAGAUUCAGCUGUAAUCACUAAUGGAAUACGACCAGCUGUAACAGCAAACUCUGUCAGUAAGUCAGGGUCAACUUCCUCAAGUUCUAGUUCAGCAGCUGCGUCAAAUAACAAAUCUUCUGUUAUAAAUGAAGGUUCUGGUAUAACUAGAACUGACAGUUCCGGUUCAUCAUCCAGUUCCGCUUCCUCUUCAUCAGCAUCAUCAUCUUCUUCAAUGUCGUCGUCAUCAUCUAAUGGUGUUAGAACAAAUGGUUUAGGUGGGUCUGCAGUGACCUUAGCCGAUGAGACUGGAAUUCCCGCUGUCCCAGUCGUUCCUGCUGGAACCGAAACAAUCAUUGCAAAACCAGGAGUGGAAGUAGUUCCAGUCAUACCACCAUCACCUACCGUCAUGACUGAACCUCAACCAGCUGUCGCUGAUGUAAGACCUGUAACCAGUUCCGUAGGAGCUUUUGGUCCCUUACCAACAGUGGCAGCAAUCCCUGAUGUACCUGUUAUGCAGCCGAUCGCAGAUUCAAGCGUCCAAUCCGGCAUUCAGUUUAUGUCAGGCAUUGAGUCCCCUCUCUCAAGAAAUAUGGGCGCGGCAUCGGCUGUAGAUGCUUUACUCCCGAAAUUAGAUGCUGGACCAACAUUUCAGGUUAUGAAUGAAGUACAACCGUCUUUAUCAGGCGACAUGCUGAUGGCAAAUAUGGGCGCAGCUGGAACUUCCGGCAUACAAGUGGAAGGUGUUGUACCCCUUUCAAGAUCAGAUGUAACCAGCACACUUCCGGAGUUUACGGCAGCUGGUGCAGUAGGUACUGUGGCGCCAUCUGCAGUUGGCGGCAUUGAGAAUAUCGGUAUAUCCAGUAUGAACCAAGGUUUUGGAAAGGCAGGGUCAAAUAUAGACGGAAAUUUAAAUAGUUUGUCAGUUAGUAGUGGAAUCAGCAACGUGCAAACUGUUGUGAACAUGAAUGAUGCGGCUGUACCAGGACCGUCAGAUGCUAUCCGCUUGCAAAGUUUGUCUUCAUCAGCGCUAGUACCUGCUUCAGAUAUCUCGGUUUUCAAUGAAAUAAGUCCAACAAACACUGGCCUCAUAACAGAAAAUGCCUUCACAACAGGAGUUGUAUCAAGUAAUGGGUUCUCUAACGAAGCUACAGCUUUUCAAAUGCAGCCUGCUGGAGUAAUAGAUAAUGCCGUUGAGCAAACAAUCACAGGUGCUGGUAAUUCUGCUAAUGUUGACUGGGGACUGGGUGCAAGUACCGGACAAUUCAGUUCACAAAUGAGUGCAUCAAAUACAGCCCUUGAUACAGGAAACAGUCAAGUUCCACCAGCUCCAGAAAGUUUUGCUAACACUGGAACCGGGUCAGGAUCAUUUGGGGCAGCCAAUGUUGGGAUAGUUAAUGAUGUUUCACAGUUUGGUGCGGAUAGUAGAAUAGCAACUGGAAGUUUUGAUAGUAUUGGAACAGGAUCCAUUGGAACAGCCAAUGCUGGGAGCGUUACAAAUGUGCCACGGUUUGAUGCAAACAGUAGAACAUCAACUGGAAGUUUUGAUAGUAUUGGAACAGGAUCCGUUGGAACAGCCAAUGCUGGGAGCGUUACAAAUGUGCCACAGUUUGAUGCAAACAGUAGAACAUCAACUGGAAGUUUUGAUAAUAUUGGAAUAGGUUCAUUCGGGCCAACAAAUGGAGGGAACUUAAAUGAUGCGGCACAGUUUAGUGCAGACAAUAGAGCAGGUACAAUGCGCUUUGAUAAUAUUGGAAUAGGAUCGUUUGGGGCAGCCAGUAGUGGGACCGUUAAUGAUGGGGCACAAUUCGGUGCAGACAGUAGAAUAGGAACAGGACGUUUUGAUAAUACGGGAGCAGGAUCGUUCGGAACAGCCAACGUUGGGACAGUUAUUGAUGCUGCACAGUUCGGCACGGACAGCAGAACAGUAAUUGGAGCAGCUCCUGACAGUGUAAGUCAAUCAGAUCCAGGACGACAAACAGCAAAUGUACCGAUUACAUUUAAUUCAAAGGGAUCCUCUUUGCCUGGUGUUUCCAUUGUCCCAGGAAAUCAAGGAAAUGGUCAAUCUAGCGAACCCGCAUUCAAAACUAUAGCUGUUGAAAACAAAUUGUUUGAUGUGAACAAGAUUAAAGAAGCUUCGGCAAGAUCUGCAAAGGCGAAAAGAACUAAUAUACUUAGAGAGCAACCGUUUACGAUGAACUCCCGAUUUGGAAUGAAUUCUGAGGCUGCUUCUUUAAUGACUAGUAACACUAAUCUCUUUAGCGCUCCAGGUCAGGUUGAUGUUUCACAGAAUGUUGCGCCAAGUGGAAAUUCUAGAAACCGCUUGCCAUCAUCUGGAACAAUAAAUGUUGAUAUGUCAUUUGUCCCUUCUAAUACACAAGGAAUACAGCCUAAGACGGGUCUUCCAAAUCCAGGUAUUACGUCGGUCCAAACAGAUGGUACUUUUUUAGGAUUACCUUCGGACGGAGGCAGCCCAAUAGUUUCAUCAUCAGCUAGAACUAAAUUCCAUGAUCAAUCAUCGUUAUUAGCUAUGGUCUCUGAACAAAUAUCAAAACGACAGCAGCCGUUAGCAUUACCAGCUGAUGUUUCUAUGCCAACUGGAUUUACUAGAAAACCUUCGUUUGGAACGAGCCGAAUGCCCUUUACUGGCCCAGCAUCAGCUUGGGAUAUGCAGCCUAAGCUGCCGAAUAACUUAGAUCUCGCAAUUCCACCGCAUCCAACAAGAGGGCCUUCACUGGGUAGAGUGGACCUCCCUCCUCCACCAUUACCUACCCAGAGAAGUACAUCUAGACAAGACACUGGGCUGAUGUCAGGUUUUGAUUCUGUUCCUCAAACAACACUUCGUCCUGCAACCCUCAAACAGAAAACUGUUACUGCGCCAGUAUUUGGGUUCGAUCCUCUCUCUGGUGCCGGUAUAUUUGAUGUAGCUCCGCCUCCGUCAUCACAAAUUAGGGCUGAUAUGUCUAUCCAUGGUAGUAGAAGAGAUGCAAUUAUCACAACAGUCACCCCACCUCCGUUUAUGCGAACUGACAGUGGAUUUAAUACUUACAUAGAACCAGUCAUUACGACCCCACUACCUGACUUAAGCGGAAACUUGCAAGAUCCGAUGUCAUUUUUAUUUGACCCAGUAAUUGCCCCUCCACAGACCAUCUCCGACGUCCGUGUAGAUAUUGGUCCACCACCGAUUGAUAUCAAACCUAACAUGGUUAUGGAUAAUAACUUAAACCAACUUCCAAGGCAGAAUAUUCCACAAAUGCCUACAGAUAAAGCACCAGCUAUAGACUUAAGUAAUACCUUUGACCAGUUUUCCACACAAACACCAUUUACAUUCCCACCAGCAUUUGGUACUACACAGAUUCCUCCUCAAACCCCACAGGCAACUGCACAACCAAACUUUGCGACUACACCGCCAACAACGAUACUGUCAACAACGGUACUGCCAACCACUCCCGCUGCAAUCGACCUUACAUCUCUUCAAACUAAUGAAACAAAGCCUGUAGCUCCGACACCCUCAGUUUCGAACAAUACAAGCAGCAUCGACAUUCCAGCGAUGCAAUAUGACAUGACACCUUUUAAAAAUAAUGAAAACUGGGCCAUAUUUGAUCCUACUUCUUUACCUCCUGGAGUAAACUUUUCAGAUUUUGGACCUAUUAUUGAGCUUCCUAUCGACAGUAAAGUGCAGUUUACAAGUACAAAUGAAGUCGGCUUUCAGGAUAUGUUUUCGCAAGCCGUACCAGCCGGCGCAAGUGCAAAUUCAAAUGAUCCUGUAAAUAACAGUUCAGCUAACAGCAACAACGCUAAAGCAGCGGGUGUCACAGAACAGCCUUUGCUAAAUUAUGUUGAUGUCACUCAAUCAGCAAAUUAUGUUUUAAAUCCUUCUCAAGAAAUGAUCGUGGACGCUCAAACUAAAUUGCGGCAACCUAUGGGGAUAAAAAGUGAAGCGAACAAGGCAAUGAAUACAAAUGAUAGACAACUCAUUGAUAUACAACCAAUAGCUCAGUCCGAAAACAUGAGAAUACCGCCAUUGAACAAUGCAGCUAGCUCCAGCAGUCAGUUGACCGCCGAUGUAUCAGGCAGUAGCCAGUUCAGCAUUGCUGGAACAGUGAAUGAAUAUGUAAAUGAACCAUCCUUUGGGUCCAGCUCAGGGCGACUUCAGACACGCGUUGAUAUUCCUCUUCCGCCGCCACUACCAAUAUAAAUAAAACUGUGUUUUGUAUUGAUCUUUUAUUGGUUUUCUGUCGAUUUCUAUUAAUUUUCUAUUGAUUUCUAUUUAUUUUCUUUUGAUUUCUAUUGAUUUUCUGUUGAUUUCUAUUAUUUCUUUAUUGAUUUCUAUUGAUUUUCUAAAAAAGAUUUUUGGAAAGUAUCUGUUUUAAAAUGGUCUUGUGAAACCUAUGAAAAUGCAAAUACUUAUACUUGAACAGACAUUCAAUUCUCUAGGGUGAAAGAGUCCAUAGUUAUGCGACACAAAUCGUUAAACAACAAAUGCUGAAUAGCUAUAUCAGAAUUAAAUUUACAUGAAAGUACUCGUUGACUGAAAUUAAAAAUGCGUUAUUUCUUUGCUAGUCGUAUACUUAGAACUUUCCGAGCUCGGAUAGCGGCAAUAAAACGUUUGUUAAUUCUACAUACUGAAUGUCUUAAUUAGCAUAAUUGCUCCGUGUUUAGAAUUAUCAUAUAAAAAUACUGGUUCAUGUGUUUAGUAGUUGUCCUUUGAAUUGUUAUUUGUUAUAAGAUGUUUGUUGAAAACAAUGAUAAUAUCGUUUGAUUUGUGUAGACCUAAUUAUGAAAUAAAGGCUUGAAGUAAGCAAUAAAUAUAUCAUAUAAAAGCGAAUUCUACUCAUAUGACUAUCUAGCACAUUCAUAAUUUUAACAUGACCGAAACAUUGCGGAAUGAUAAUUAGUUCACUUGGUUAAUGAUUACAUUUUACUCGGACUUUAUCAUACACUCCUUCUAUAUAGUUUACAACUUUUUCUGUUAUGUCCGACAGGAAUCCUAUUCCUUGAUAUGUGUUUGUAUGUAACUUAAUUCUUCAUCAUGUAUUUGAAUAAAUGAAAAUAUCUGUGAA